GAAUCCAAUGUUCAAGCUGCUGUUAAACCGAGUAAUUUCUAUCCAUUAGAUUUUUUUAACGUCAGUUUUAGUGCAGGUGCUUCAAUAAUAAAUUCCCAGCCUUGGUUUUCACUGUGCUCACUGGACAAUGACAACGAAGUUACUUGCUAAGCAACUUGGUAUAAUUAGAAAACACUCGUCACCAUCUCCUGAGGUCAACAAAAAACCCAAAUCCAAUCAGUUUUUCUCAUAUUUAAUUAUUAUUGACUUUGAAUCCACUUGCUGGAAAGAUGGGAGGACUCGCUACAGUCCAGAAAUAAUUGAAUUUCCAGCAGUGCUGCUCAAUACUUCCAAUGGAGAGAUUGAGCUUGAAUUUCACACCUAUGUUCAGCCUCAAGAGCAUCCACUCCUGACUGGGUUCUGCAUGGAGCUAACUGGCAUUAAGCAGUGGCAGGUUGAAGGUGGAGUUCCUCUUGCAAUAUGCUUGUCGCAGUUUUCCCGCUGGAUUCGGAAGCUUCAGCAAGAGAAGAACAUUGUUUUCGCUAAUGAUAUGUCUCAGCUAUGUGGCCUUGAAUUAAGACCUUGUGCUUUUGUAACAUGGUCAGACUGGGAUCUAGGAGUGUGCUUGCACUAUGAAUGUAAAAGGAAAGAUAUUAGAAAACCGGCGGUUCUGAACAGCUGGAUUGACCUUCGAGGAACCUAUAAGGUGUUCUAUGGCCGAAAGCCAAAAGGUCUGAAUGGAGCUUUGCAGGACCUGGGCAUAAUGUUUUUAGGACGUGAACAUUCUGGCCUGGAUGAUGCCCGCAACACUGCUCACCUUGCCUGGCGGAUGAUCUGUGAUGGUUGUACCAUGAAAAUCACCAAGUCAUUGGAUAGGGUUGCACGCAUGAAGAAUCCUAUUGUAAGACGACCUACUGCAAACUCUCUUGAAGAUUGCAAAAUUGCCCAUGCAAGUCCCAAAGUUAGAGGCACCGGCAGCACGACUUGCUCAUUUUCAGAAAAUGCUUCUGAUGUAAAAAAGGCUGAAAUCGGACAUACAAGGACAAACUGUGAACGUAAUAGCUUAGUGAAGCAAACACAACCAGCUUUGACAUCGUGUCCCAAAUCUGCCAGCCAUCUUACGGAGAAUGUAGAUUCCAAAAGUUGCACUGAUGUAAAUAUCCACUACAAGAGUUUAAUAUCCCCCAGGACUCUAAUCAAUGGACUUUCUACUUCCACUGUUUGCAAAACACAGAAACCUGGACUACAUUUGAUCAACAAUGUUAACAAUCAGAUCACAAAGGGAAAUGUGGAAACUAAACCCAGUGAUAGUCCAAAUAACUUGUUGCUUGUGUCAACUACUGUUGAGUCUGUUAUAAGUUUUUCUGACCUAGAUGAUAGCUUGCCAGAGUCUGAGGCUCCCUGGCAAGAUUGGGAAGAGGUGGCUGUAUUACCUUUAUCAGGUAAUGAGCAUUCUAUAGAUUAUGAGGACCAAGAGCAAAAUUCUAAAUCAUCAAGUGUGCUUGAAGAGGAAAAUACAGAUUGUCCAGUUGCUGGAGGACCACUAAAGAACAGGAAAGAUGACAAAUUGACUGGUCAUUCAGAAGCUGGAAAGACUCAGAAGGUCAUUUAUAGGAGCCCACAAACAAUCAUCUAUGAUGUGGCUGAAGUUAUGAAGCAAGCUGAAAGUCAGUCCAUCUUCAAAGUACCUAACAUGAAAGUUUCCAAUGUUCGGUCCAGCUCUUUCAGAGAAAGCAUUGAAUCUACACAUUUUGUGCGGUCCCCUAAAUCAAAUAACUCUUUACGUAUUGGUGUUAAAAGAAAAGACACACAUUCAAGUCCCUUCAAGCUUCAAGCUUCUAAAAGACAAUCAUUUAUUGUAUAUUCAGACAAAGAAUUGUCAUCUAAUGGCUCUCUACCUUCAAAUAAUAAGUCAAUUUCAGAAGUUAUUCCUCCAACAAACCAUUCCCACAAGGUACUUCAGAAAAUGAGUAGUGACAAGAUUACUCCUCCGCUAUGUGGCUGCGGUCGGAGAGCUAGGAGGCUUACUGUGUCGAAAGUGGGCCCAAAUCAAGGGAAAGCCUUCUAUUCUUGCACAGUAUGGAAAAGGAAUGCAGAGAAUAGCAAGGGUUGUGGGUACUUCAAAUGGGAGUGGGUAUUGAAGAAGGAGAGAAGUUCAUCAGCCUCGUCUAUUAAUACUUGUGAUACCGUUUCAUCUGGAGCCUUUCCUUCUCAACGCAAACAUCAGGGCCUCCGAUUUUCUUUUUGAAACUCACAAUAUAGCUGUCUUGUCUAGAGCGUUUUAUGGUUUCUUUGAUUUAUCAUGUCCCAAAUUAGUCUGGCCUAUUGGAAGGUUGAAAUAGUGUGGUAACUGUUGUAAUCAGGUUUCUGAGUGCACUCAACUAAAAUAUCUCUGAAUACUUGCAUCAAAUGUAAAUGGAUUUAACUCCUCAUAACUUGUGUAAACUUUUCAUCGAGCUUCUUUUGUAUGUGUUCUGAAAGUGUCCAUUAUAAUGUCUGUGUACAUCUAUAAGCCUCAAGUAUGAAAAGCUAACUGAUUGAAGAAAUAUGGGGGGGCUCACCAUUGGAUCCAACAUUAUCCUGCUAACAUAUCCUUCAUGCAUUGUUGCUUUUGUGCCCCACUCCUGCGUGUUUUUUUUUCUCCCUUUUCAUUUCAUUCUCUUUAGUAGCAUUCCAAUAUCCUGG
Messenger RNA from Hemiscyllium ocellatum (epaulette shark), 2664 nucleotides. It is a transcript of the gene eri2, whose product is annotated as ERI1 exoribonuclease family member 2. Lineage: Eukaryota; Metazoa; Chordata; Chondrichthyes; Orectolobiformes; Hemiscylliidae. Gene Ontology annotation, molecular function: nucleic acid binding; 3'-5'-RNA exonuclease activity; zinc ion binding. Gene Ontology annotation, biological process: exonucleolytic trimming to generate mature 3'-end of 5.8S rRNA from tricistronic rRNA transcript (SSU-rRNA, 5.8S rRNA, LSU-rRNA). The record is from RefSeq and is a predicted model, not a curated record. Bases 128 to 2227 code for a protein of 699 amino acids. The transcript has 9 exons.